Molecule: messenger RNA, 1194 nt
Organism: Ceutorhynchus assimilis (cabbage seed weevil)
Lineage: Eukaryota; Metazoa; Arthropoda; Insecta; Coleoptera; Curculionidae
Source: the annotation of a GenBank genome assembly
AUGGCUAGAGAAAGGGUCAUAUAUCCCUCAUAUUAUCAAACAGACAAACCGAAAAUCAGAUGGGAGAAGCCUAGACCUAAAGAUUUAUCCCAGGCUCUGAUCUACGUCUUGUUAGUGUCAGUGCCGUUUUUCCUCAUCCUUUUGGGCAUAGUAUUGUCCUUUUGGUUAACAGGAGAUAACCCGAUCGACUACGAUUGGAGUACCAACAGAACUACAACUCGUCCACCACCAAGAAAAAAACCAAGAAUUGAUGAGUACGUUGAGACUGAUAAGCAAAACGAGACAUUAGCCGCAACGCAAACAGCACCAAUUGCAAAUCAAACAAUUCAAAAAUCUAGUAUUAAUGAGAAAGUUGACACUGAUAAGCCAGACGAGACAUUAGCCACAACGCAAACCACACCAAGUCAAAAAUCAAGAACUGGUGAGGAAGUUGAGACUGAUAAGCCAGACAAGACAUUAGCCGCAACGCAAACCGCACCAACUACAAAUCCACCACCAAAUCAAAAGUCAAGCAUUGGUGAAAAAGUUGAAACUGAUAAGCCAGACGAGACGUUAGCCGCCACACAAACCACACCAACUGCAAAUCCACCACCAAGUCAAAAAUCAAAUAUUGGUGAAAAAGUUGAGACUGGUAAGCCAGACAAAACAUUAGCCGCAACGCAAAAUACGCUACUUGUAAUUACUCCCUACCCCGUACCAACUUCAAAUCCACCAUCAAGUCAAAAGUCAAGCAUUGGUGAGAAAUUUGAGACUGGUAAGCCAGACGAAACAUUAGCCGCAACACAAACCACACCAAGUCAAAAAUUAAGAACUGGUGAGGAACUUGGUACUGAUAAGAGAUUAGCCGCAACGCAAAACACGCUACUUGUAAUCACUGCCAACCCCGUACCAACUGCAAAUCCACCACCAAGUCAAACGUCAAGUAUUGGUGAGAAAGUUGCGACUGAUAAACCAGCCGAGACAUUAGCCGCAGCGCAAACCGCACACACGCUACUUGUAAUCACUGCCAACCCCGUACCAACUGCAAAUCCACCACCAAGUCAAGAACCAAGUAUUAAUGAGCAAGUUGAGAUUGAUGAGUCAGACGACACAUUAGCCGCAACGCAAACCACACCAAGUCAAAAAUUAAGAACUGGUGAUCCUUCCAGUUUCAUUACCAUGAGGCCUAGGCCACCGCGUAAACCUAAACCCUAA